AUGGACUUUAAUGGUGAUGCUGCCGCCGGUGCCGGAAACCCAGCCCAGAUGGUAAAAUUGGCGGCACAGCUCGGAAAUCAGGGCCCUAGUCUCCCUAACUUUGCCGCCCUCCAAGUACGCCUGCGACGUCGUGUUCAUUUUCACAGCUCCGUUUACGGCGGCGAGUGGUACUGCCGAAGCUGCAGCCAUUGUAUGUAUAGGUGUGUGUAUAUAUGCGUGCGGUCAUUUUCUCAAACACCUUAUGCUUACAUCCCCAAGGUGGCGCUGGCCGCCGCCGCCGUCUUCCGGCACUUAGUGGUUGUUCCUGGCGCACCUGGUGGCCCUGGUGCAGCCGCGCCGGUAGGGGUUAGCCCUCUGGUGGCCGUUGCAGUUGUAGUACGACCGGCCGCGCCGGUUGCAGGGCACGUUGUUCCGCCCCAUGGCGCCGUAACUGAUGUACCCGCCGCGUCGGAGCUGCCGGCGCGCGGUCUCCGACUCCAUCAUCAUCUCCUCAUCGAAGUUGAGGGCAUCGGCCACAAGGCCGUGGCCGUCGGGCUCCGCCACGAAAGCCUCGGCAAGGGAAAGGUCGCCGGCGUACGCCGCCGCAGCCAUGGCGGCCACCACCACGAGUAG
Striga asiatica is the source of this 612-nucleotide messenger RNA. The record is from the annotation of a GenBank genome assembly. NCBI's taxonomy places the organism in Eukaryota, Viridiplantae, Streptophyta, Magnoliopsida, Lamiales, Orobanchaceae.